AUGACAGUGGCCCAGUAUGACGACGAGUCGCGGGAAUUCUGGCAGGUUAGUCAGGUGUCGCGCGGGAACAAGGGGUUUGGGCUCAACGAUGAUGACCCACCCUUCUACGUGCAGUUUACUAAUAAUCAAGAACGGGACCGAGCUCGGCGAGAGUUCGGCCCAAAGUGUCUUAAUUGUGGUGUGGAAGAACCGUUCCACUUGGCGAGAGAAUGCCCUGACAAACUCAUGAAUGUGUCGGGCUUGAUCCAUCCCGACAUUGCCGUUGGUGACCCCGAGACGGUGGAAAAAAAUUGGCGCCGUUGGCAACAGAGGUUGUGCUCGUGGGCGGAUACCCAACGGAAGAAAAGAUUCAACCGUGGGAACCGUAGCAGCGGGUGACAUGUCAACAACGACCCGGCCCACUUGUUGAUAGCAGAGCGGCCAAAAACGCACAUUAUGUCCCAAGACGUGCGUGUUGCUUUGGGAAACAGAAAGUUUGGAGUAAACAAAGAACCUCCAACGACCGAAAAGAUAGAAAAUGAGAGAUCCGUGUUGCACGCCACGAAUCUUGAGACAAGCGGUAACAACGGUGUUGAUGUCGCGGACCUCGAGCACCGAGAGGAAGGACGUAAUUACCCCUUUCCAAUGUCUGGAGUGCCCACAAAAGCACCAAAGUGCACAACUCCUAGUUCCGAUGUGACAACUGUUGA
Molecule: messenger RNA, 689 nt
Organism: Ectocarpus sp. CCAP 1310/34
Lineage: Eukaryota; Phaeophyceae; Ectocarpales; Ectocarpaceae
Source: the annotation of a GenBank genome assembly